This is a messenger RNA of Erigeron canadensis, 2770 nucleotides long. Its product is annotated as cysteine-rich receptor-like protein kinase 10. Gene Ontology annotation, molecular function: ATP binding; protein serine/threonine kinase activity. Gene Ontology annotation, biological process: recognition of pollen; protein phosphorylation. NCBI's taxonomy places the organism in Eukaryota, Viridiplantae, Streptophyta, Magnoliopsida, Asterales, Asteraceae. The coding region runs from base 20 to 2560 and encodes 846 amino acids. The transcript is spliced from 7 exons. The record is from RefSeq and is a predicted model, not a curated record.
UUAAAAACACAACCCAGAAAUGAUAUCUUGUUUUUGGGUAGUUAUAGCCCUCUACAAUAUAUACACAUCAAAUGCUUCCCAGAUUACUACCAAUAAUUCUGUUACGAAGACCAUUAUUAGCCUUGGAACAUCCCAACAACUCUACGAUGGUGAAACUUUAGUCUCUUCUAACCAACGGUUUGAAUUAGGAUUUUUUUGUCCUUCAAAUCCAUGUAAAGAGGUAAAGUUUUUGGGUAUUUGGUACAAAAAUAUAUCACCGUUAACCGUUGUUUGGGUCGCUAAUCGAAGAAGGCCAAUUCGAAGAGCAUUAACCGGAGUACAUUUGGUAUUAAAUGAUAAUGCGGUUAUUUUUAUACAAGAUGGUAAUAAAAGAGUCAUAUGGAAGAAAGCUCCCAAAAUUAGUUACUCUCCUAAUUUUGUGAACCAUAAACAACCCGUUUUACAACUUUUGGAUUCCGGGAAUCUUGUUGUUCGAGAUUGUAACAAUUCGUCUUGUGGAGGUAAUAAUUAUAUAUUUGAAAGUUUUGAUUAUCCGGGAGAUACAUUAUUGCCUGGGAUGGAACUCAGUCUAGAUUACGGGACUAGGCUAGGAUAUCGCGCAAUCACGUCAUGGAGAAAAAAAGAUGAUCCAUUUGAUGGGGAUUUUAGUUUUGGCUUUGAUAGGUCGGUUCAAGCGCCACAACUAGUGCUAACAAAAGAGAACAGGGUUAGACUCUCGCGAUGGGGGCCGUGGGAUGGUACAAAAUUUAGUGGUAUGAAUUCGUUAUUUGAUAAUUCAAUCUUGUUGACCAAAAUGAGGUUUGAUGAUGAUCAAGUCUCUUUGAAGUUUGACGUGUCAAACAAGUCGAUGCUAUUAAGGUUUGUCUUGAGUCCCUUAGGGAGUCUUCAGUUCCUUUGGUGGAAAGGUAUGAAUGAAGGAUGGAUAACAAUCUUAACACUAAAUAAAGAUAACUGUGACCGAAUCGGAUCAUGUGGAUCGUAUGGUAUAUGUUAUAGUGAUGAUCCAAGUUGUAGAUGUUUGGAAAAAGGUUUCAAGGCAAUUUCAUCAAUAGAUUGGUGUGGAUUUGAGUGCUCAAGCGGAUGCAAAAGAAAUAAUGAUUUGAAUUGUCGCCAUGGAGAUGGGUUUUUAAAGUAUGAACAAAUGAAGUUACCAGACAAUUCAACUAUUUGGGGAACUUUAAGCAUGGAAGAAUGUGAGAACCAGUGUAGGAAAAGUUGCAAUUGUAUGGCAUAUACAACUUUGAACAUGUAUGGCAAUGGGAGUAUUUGUGUGGCGUGGUUCGACGAUCUCAUUGAUUUACGAGUAAUUCAUGGAGGUGGCAAUGAUCUUUACAUACGUAUGUCACACGUUGAGCUAGAUUCCAUGAUGCCCAAGAAAAGAAAGAAAGUAAUGAUGGUUAUGGCUAUCGUUCUCUUGUCUACAACCUCUUGUGCACUUCUAAUGGCUAUUAUAUACCGAUAUGUUUACUUGAUUAAAAUAUCAAAAACAAAAGCAACAGUGCAGGAACAUAAUCCAUUGACUGAAUUUGGUUCUCAAGAGGAAGAUACAGAUUGCCAUUUCUUUGAAUUAGAUGAAAUUGCCAUUGCAACACAUAAUUUCUCUAGCUCUAAUGAGAUCGGUGAAGGAGGAUUUGGUAGGGUAUAUAAGGGUGAAUUAGCACGGGGGGAAGAAGUGGCCGUGAAGAGAUUAGCUGAGAGUUCUUGGCAAGGCAUACAAGAAUUCAAGAAUGAAGUCACUUUGAUUGCAAAACUACAACAUCGGAACCUUGUGAAGCUUUUGGGCUAUUGUAUCCAUGGAAAUGAAAGGUUACUAGUUUAUGAAUACCUUCCAAAUCACAGCCUAGACCAUAUCAUUUUUGAUCAAGUUAAGAAAAGACUCUUACUAUGGGACGAUCGUUUCAAAAUUAUCAAAGGAGUGGCAAAAGGGAUUUUGUAUCUACACGAUGAUUCUAGACUAAGAGUAAUACAUCGUGACCUAAAAGCAAGCAAUAUUCUACUUGAUAAAGAAAUGAACCCCAAGAUUUCUGAUUUUGGAUUGGCAAGAAUUCUCGCAAGUGAGAAAGAGGAAACUACAAACCGAGUGAUUGGCACACAUGGUUAUAUGUCUCCCGAGUACAUAAUGAACGGGAAUUUUUCAACCAAAUCAGAUGUGUAUAGCUUUGGUGUACUGGUCUUGGAGAUAAUAAGUGGAAAAAAGAAUUGGGGAUUUCAUCACCCCGACCACAAUCUAAACUUGUUAGGGCAUGCAUGGAAAUUGUGGACUAUAGGGCGACCCUUAGAGCUCAUGGAUUCCGUAUUAGUCGAGUCAACUUUUCAAGAGGAUGAGGUGGUGAAAUGUAUACAUAUUGGUUUGUUAUGUGUUCAAAAACAGCCUGAAGAUCGACCCACAAUGUCUGAGGUUGUCAACAUGCAACAAGGUGAAAAUUUUGUUUUGGUUCGCCAACCGGACGAACCUGGUUUUUAUGCUGGAAGAUCAUUAAUAGGGAUAGGGUUUUCUACAAUAGAAAGAGAUCUUGGUAGUGUAAAUGAGGUAACGAUGACGACAAUAAUUGGCAGAUAGUUUAUAAGAUCAAAACUUUAGAUGAGUGGAGACUAUGCAAAUCUAGAGAAGCGCACAUUUUGUACAAAGAUUGAUAUUUGCAUUCCAUAGUUUCACUAUUAAUUGUUGGGAUGUGAAAGCAAAUAUCAAUCUUUUUAGUUGUUUUUACAUGUAUGUACAAUACCAAAAAACUCUUUAAUGUUAGAUUAUAUUGCACAACAUCUUUACAUA